Messenger RNA from Asterias rubens (European starfish), 2893 nucleotides. RefSeq names its product exocyst complex component 1-like. Gene Ontology annotation, cellular component: exocyst; plasma membrane. Lineage: Eukaryota; Metazoa; Echinodermata; Asteroidea; Forcipulatida; Asteriidae. The record is from RefSeq and is a predicted model, not a curated record. Gene Ontology annotation, molecular function: phosphatidylinositol-4,5-bisphosphate binding. Gene Ontology annotation, biological process: Golgi to plasma membrane transport; exocytosis.
GUGCGCAGCAAGAUGGUCGCCCACAUGGAGGAUGCAAACGAGAAGUGAGACUUCGCAACUACUAUCUGGGAAAUUCUGAACUGAACCUCAACCUUGGAAAGAAAAGAUGACAGCAAUUCGACACACCCUUCAAAGGGAUGUGUUCCUACCCAAUGAUGAAAGACUCAUUGGUUUUGUUCACGUCACAAAGACGGGUAAAAGGAAGAAAGUCAGCUUCCUUUGUGCUACAGUGACAACUGAUGUGCCAGCUCUGGUCUCUAUUCAGAAGGUGAAGAAGGUUGAUAAAGACAACUAUAAGAAGCGGCAAUCUUGGAAUCUGACUGAAUUGAGGCUAGUUGAUGGCAAAGACUCCAUUAUUGAGAUUCCCGACUUUGAUUUACAUUUUGACAAAUGCUACAGGUGGAUUGCAAGCAACCCUGCUGAGAAAAACUCCUUCAUCGCCACACUAUGGAAGCUGACACAGAGAUACAUGAAGCAGCUGAAAAAGACAGAAUUUGUGAACAUCAACGAAGCCUUACUAGAAGAAUUUACUCCUGUUGUGGACCAGUCCAGAGCACAGCAAGCCGAGGAUGAUCUAGGCCCUGGGGAUGACUAUCAGAUGCUAGCAGCCCGGGAAGAGGCUGAUCUUGAACGUAUGAUGGCAGAGUGUGAGUUUGCUAUAGGCAAUGCAGAGGCGUUCGUGGAACAACUGGCAAAUGAUCUGUCUGUCCUGGAUGGGGCCAACAUUCAUUCCAUCAUUGAAUCUCAACAAGAGGUUGCUCGUCUCAUGCAUGUCCUCGAUGAAAACUACACAAAGUCUCUUCACAGGCUCUACGACCAUGAAAUCUGUGAAUUCUUUGAGCAUGCUAAGCAGGCCCUGCUCAGCAAGACCAGAAACACUCUUGACCCAAAGAAGUUUGGCUUUGGUGGCAAAGAGAAGCUCCACGGCUCAACCGGUGACCUUGCCAAGGCCGUGUUAAAGGGCAAAGGUCAGGAAUUCCAGGGGUCAGAGGCUGAGUUGACUGACCGUCAGCGAUUUGAUAUGGUUUUCACCCAGAUCCUAAAUGAGGUUGCUCCAAUGUGCCAAGCUGAACAGGAUUUCUGCGCCAAGUUCUUUGGGCUCGGUUCAGACACUGAUUUCAUGACAGCACCAUCAGCUCCGAGACAUACAGAGCAUGGCAGUACCCCAGGUGGAAAGGACUUUGUAAUGGAAGAACUGAUGGCUACAGUAGAAGUAGGAAUGCUGGGGAGACAUAAGAAAGAAGAUAAGAAGACGACCGUAUUACCAAACAGUGAUAUGAGGGCAGUGAUGUCAGACCUCUUCCAGUCACUGGAACCAGAGCUCAAGAACUUCAUCUCAUUUGCUGAAAGAAUGGAUAACUUUUUCUCCGUGUACAUGUUAGUCCGGAUCGGGUAUCAAGUGAUGGCAUCUCCUAAUAAGCAGUCUAGCUCCUACCUCCGUAUGGUGCUUGCUAAUUGUCUGAUUGAAGUCAAGAGGAACUUUGACAAGUACAUUGAUAGUAUCAUAACAUCAAUCAAAGAGACCAAGCUGUCUAAGAAGAGCAAAUGCGGCAUCCUUUCAUUUGUUAAGGAGUUUGAGCAAUUUGCAGAGCAGGCAGAGACAGUCUUCAAGGGAUCAGAUCGCCGGGGGGACUUGGAUAAGGCUUACACUAAGCUCAUCGCUGCUCAGUUCGGUGCUAUUCAUAAGAUUGCAUUGGAACACCAGAAAACGCCAAGUGACGUCGUCAUAUUUGAAAACUUUCAUCAUCUACAUGCUACAUUGUCCAGACUGAAAAUCACUUGCCUUGAAACAGAACGCAAAGAAGCUAAGCAGAAAUAUAACGACCACCUAGGAGCCUAUAUCAGAGUGUCACUGGGACGACCCAUGGAUAAACUCAAUAAUUUCUUUGAAGGUAUCCAAGUGUUGGUAUCACAGGGUGUAAAGGAAGAGGAGGUUGGGUACCAGAUGGCAUUCAAUAAACAAGAGCUGCGGAAAGUCAUCAGGGAAUACCCUGGGAAAGAGGUGAGGAGAGGUCUGGACAACCUCUACAGGAAAAUGGAAAAGACAUUAUGUGAGGAGGAGAACUUAAUGCAGGUUGCGUGGCAUUUAAUGCAAGAUGAAUUCAUCCAUCAGUAUAAACACUUUGAGGAUCUGAUUCACCGUUGCUACCCGGGGGCUAAUGUCACUCUAGACUUCAAGGUGCAGGACCUGCUCCAGUUCUUCUCAGAAAUCGCUCAAUCUCAUUAAAGGCAGGUUGCCAACACGUCCCAGCCCAUAGAGUUAUAUAUAAGAACUAGAGGGCGCACUGGCCUAUAUACAUGUACGUGGCUCGGCAUGCGCAUAUGCGGCCAUUUUCUAAGUUUAUAAAACAGCAGGGCACAGCAUUUGUUUGUGCGGCCAUUUUGUAAGUUGACAAAACAGCAUCGCGUAGCGUUCAAUAACCACAAACUCCAACUCGACUACAUAUUCAAUGCGCGUGCAAAAUGGAGCGCGUGUCUCCUUGCGGUCCUGUCACACUUGUGCAAGCAGCAUCACCAGUGCGCCAUCUAGUACCCCAGUUUAUAUAUAACUCUAUGCCCCAGCCACAUAUGUGAAGACUAGAGCAUUAACUUUUUUCUUUUUUUUUAAGGAUCCUGCAGCCGAUUUCACAAAAGGCUAGAAUUAUUCCAAUCUUGAGUUGGGACGAGUAACUCAUCCUACCUUAGGAUAGGUUCAAUGCGUCCUAUGGACUAAGGAUACGAAACUUAACUCAUCUUAAGUCAUAAGAUUAAUCCUAAAUUAGGAAGAGUUUGGUGAAAAUGAUGGCUGGACUCGGAACAGGAGGAAGAAACUGAAGCAGAAAAGUAUUGCUUAACAACUUUGGGACUUGAAGUAAAACAUUUUAAAAAAGCAGGAUACCAAUCACAGAUGGUA